AUGGAUCUCCGCAAGAAGAAGAGGAAGGUCCUUCUAAUGGGCAAAAGUGGCUCUGGAAAGUCGUCAAUGCGAUCAAUCAUUUUCAGCAACUACGUUGCAAAGGAUGUACGCCGAUUAGGUGCCACCAUUGAUGUGGAACACAGUCAUGUGAAGUUUAUGGGGAAUUUGACCUUGAAUCUUUGGGAUUGUGGAGGACAAGAUGCGUUCAUGGAGACCUACCUCGGCGGCCAACGAAGCAACAUAUUCUCCGACGUCGCCGUCCUCAUCUAUGUGUUCGAUAUUGAAUCCCGCGAAGUCGAGCGCGACCUCGAUACCUACAACGCCGUCAUCGAGGCCCUGCACCAACACAGUCCCAGCGCACACGUGUUCUGUCUGAUCCACAAACUCGACCUAAUCCAAGCUGAGCACCGCCAACGCAUUUACGAAGAAAGGUCGUCGCUGAUCCGCCACCGCUCAAAACAUUUCGAUAUUGAUACCUUUGGCAGCAGUAUCUGGGAUCAAUCCCUGUACAAAGCGUGGGCCGGGAUCGUGCACAAACUCAUUCCGAAUUUGUACGUUAUCGAGCGCUUCCUGAGCGCGUUCGCGACCAAGAUCGAUGCAGAAGAGGUCAUUCUAUUUGAGCGCUCGACGUUCUUGACGGUUACAUCAUUUGCGUCUGAGGUCGGAAGCCUGAACCCGAUUUACGAUCGUCAUGAACGACUAUCCAAUAUCAUGAAGGCAUUCAAACACUGCGCAGCUCGCAAUACGCAUACUACUCCGGCCUCUGCAGGGUUUCUGGUUAUGCAUACAAAGACGCCACAAUUCAACGUCUUUCUGGGCCGGUUUACGGAUAACACGUACAUCUUUGUGGUGGUGCCACCGGGCGAAGCUGCCUACAACUGCGCAGUACUGAAUACAAUGUUGGCGAGAGAAGGGUUCGCGAAGGCGGCUUUGGCGGGCCAUGGUGGUGACGGGUUCCCUCUGCCGAUGUCUACGUCUGCCGCGUCGCAUUCCAAGGGUCAGAAUGGAGGCCAAUACGGAUCCUUGCGGGAAUGA
Messenger RNA from Talaromyces amestolkiae, 1035 nucleotides. RefSeq lists its product as uncharacterized. Gene Ontology annotation, cellular component: Gtr1-Gtr2 GTPase complex; fungal-type vacuole membrane; nucleus. The record is from RefSeq and is a predicted model, not a curated record. The transcript has 2 exons. NCBI's taxonomy places the organism in Eukaryota, Fungi, Ascomycota, Eurotiomycetes, Eurotiales, Trichocomaceae. Gene Ontology annotation, biological process: cellular response to amino acid stimulus; cellular response to starvation; regulation of autophagy. The coding region runs from base 1 to 1035 and encodes 344 amino acids. Gene Ontology annotation, molecular function: GTP binding; GTPase activity.